Molecule: messenger RNA, 810 nt
Organism: Drosophila grimshawi
Lineage: Eukaryota; Metazoa; Arthropoda; Insecta; Diptera; Drosophilidae
Exons: 2
Coding region: 91-711 (206 amino acids)
Source: RefSeq, a predicted model, not a curated record
UCCAAAAAUUAUAAUAUAUUUACGGACAACAUUCAGGUAUUUGAAGCUGUUCUUUCAGAAACACUGUGAAGAGGAUCUGCUGAAAACACAAUGCUGCGUUCCGCCAUUUCGAUCAGCUCUCGUGGCCAGCUGCCGGCAUUUCUGAUGUCCUCCAAGGGCGUUGCGCAGAGCAAGUUACUCCAUUCGUAUUCGUACUCGCGACCUGUUGUGGUGCGCUUUGCCAGCAACGAUAAUAAAAUCCAGGGUUCGAGCGGCAUCAUUGGCAACAUCGCCUCAUCGAAGAGCAUUGGCAGUGAUCCUUCAUCUUGUGCGCAGUCGCAGACUACAGUUUUAGGCAGUGAUUCUGACGUCGACAAGCUGGCUAAGAAAAAUUCCGCCAAGUUGGAUACAGCCGAUGAUUCAGUUGAUAGGCCAAAACUAAACUCGAUGAAGAGAGAGUCGGGCAAAAAAUCAGGACCCGAUAGCAAAACUGAGUCGGAUAAACAUUUAGACGACACCAUGAAGCAGCUGCAGGCGGUGGCUGCCAGUCUGCCCAGCAAAGAUCAGGUGGAGAAGUUCGUAUUUCGCAUUGUGGCCUUCAUCUAUGACAUCGUCUACUUGACCGGCAAUUGGACAAUACGCUUUGUCAACGAGAAUAUACUCCAGAACGCCACCGUCAAGCACUACUGGAAGGUGUUCCACGACAAAAUGGAAAAGGCCAAGAAGGACUAGGCACAAGCAACUCAUGAGUAAUAUUAAUGCACGAAUGCGUAGCAUUUCCAGAUAUAACAAACAAAGCAAAUAAAUCUUAAAUUUCAAGAUACACAUUUA